AUGCAAUUACUUCCUCUGCUUGCUGUUUGGCGCUUCGUUUUGCAACGCCAUGAACGAAUAAUUCAUGUCUUCUUACGCAACCGUCUGUACAAUGACAUAAUCUUGAGAAGACAAGGUAUUCACAGACUCAAUUCCUGUGAAGUCCAACCAUAUGAUAUUGUGGUUCAUGGGUACCAGACGCUCAGUGUACUAUUUCGGGUCUGCCGUCACUCUAGAGAUGUCGCUUUAUCUUUCUAUAGAGUGCAUCUUCCCUGUUGGUUGAUUAAAGGCAGCAACACAAGGAGUACAAUCUUACAAACUGGAGUGCUCUACUUCAACCCGGAGGUAGACUUUCUCUAUAUCCGUCCAGAGUACUACGCCGAUUUCGACAGUAGAUUAUUUGUUCUAUUUCUCCAUGAUUUAAGAAUGCUUCAUGAUCCUAAUCAUGUUGGGCUUUUGAAUUUAGCCAUUGAUCGACACGGUCUCACGGGCCCCUCCGGCGUGCAUAGUGGUCUUUGCAGCAUCGACCCAGAUUCAAUUCAAGAGUCUCUGAGAUCAUGCUUGGCAGCUAUUCUCAAGCAUCUUCGCCAAGUCUUUUUUGUUUUUGGUCCAUACGACUCCCGCUUCGAUCCUGGGGCGUACCUUGAUGAACCGUCGUUAGAGACUUAUGUGAAUCGUGGGAUUCCCGUGGCACCGAUGGCUCUGAACUUUCGGCGAUUGCAUCCAGACCCACGUCCCAUCGCCCAGCAUUUAACUAGGAUCUACCUCGAUUCAGAUCCUAAUUUUAUGCCUAACAUCUGGAGGGCGAUUCUGAGUCUCUACUUAGGCGAGGGAACGCAGGUGAAUACAGAAUAUCGACUUCUAGUGUCUUCUAUCCCUGAUGAGUAUGAGAUCUACGAUUGUUUUGAUGGAGAGAGGUGGUUGGGAAUGGAACAAUGUACUUGGGACACCAGAAAUUUCAGAGUGGAGGACUUUACACAGACAGUGUUUGGGUUCUGGUUGUUUCCUAUAGAUGCAUUUGGCCCAGCCCAAGACUCUAUCUAUUUUGGCUCUGUACCUAAUUUUGUAGGCCACCCGACAACUUGGCCUGACUUGGCUUGGGUAGAGCUGCCACGAAGGUUGUAA
Messenger RNA from Xylaria bambusicola, 1104 nucleotides. RefSeq lists its product as uncharacterized. Bases 1 to 1104 code for a protein of 367 amino acids. The record is from RefSeq and is a predicted model, not a curated record. The transcript is spliced from 2 exons. Lineage: Eukaryota; Fungi; Ascomycota; Sordariomycetes; Xylariales; Xylariaceae.